Messenger RNA from Hemicordylus capensis (graceful crag lizard), 3349 nucleotides. RefSeq names its product BTG anti-proliferation factor 2 (gene BTG2). The record is from RefSeq and is a predicted model, not a curated record. Lineage: Eukaryota; Metazoa; Chordata; Lepidosauria; Squamata; Cordylidae. The coding region runs from base 200 to 712 and encodes 170 amino acids. The transcript has 2 exons. Gene Ontology annotation, biological process: negative regulation of mitotic cell cycle; negative regulation of cell population proliferation. Gene Ontology annotation, cellular component: nucleus; cytoplasm.
CCGCAGCCUGAGUAGUCAAGCCGGGGGAGAGCGGCGGACGCGAAAGAAACCUUGAAGAAAGACUAUCGUUAAGCAGCCGCUACUGCUUUCGCAGGCGAGCACGAACGCGGGCACCGGCCAGCCUUACUGUACCCCCCGUGUCUAAAUCGUCAGCCCGAAGCCUUAAAGGGACCGCCCUAAUCUAAGUCCUAAAGCAGACAUGAGCCAAGUUCAGCGCUGGAAUGGGAGCUGCGUUAGCAACUGCAGCCGGGCGGACAUGGUCCGGGAGAUCGCCGCCGCCGUGGGCUUCGUGUCCAGUUUGCUCCGGACCCGGGGCUGCGUUAGUGAACAGCAGCUUCAGGUUUUCAGCGGGGCCCUGGAAGAGGCGCUCACAGAGCAUUACAAACAUCACUGGUUCCCCGAGAAACCCUUCAAAGGCUCUGGCUACCGCUGCAUCCGUAUCAACCAUAAAAUGGACCCUAUCAUCAGCAAGGCAGCUAGUCAAAUUGGACUCAAUCUCCAGCAACUAUACCAGCUCUUGCCCAGUGAACUCACACUCUGGGUGGACCCUUAUGAGGUAUCCUACCGGAUUGGUGAGGAUGGAUCCAUCUGUGUUCUGUAUGAGGCAUCCACAGCACCAGUGAGCUCCUACGGGAUGCUUACCUGCAAAAAUCAGAUGAUGCUGGGGCGCACCAGCCCUUCCAAAAGCUACAUGAUGACAGUCUCCAGCUAAGUGUUCUCAGUUGUCCUUACACUGCCAAGACAUGGGCUACUGAAUACCUCAUCUGAGGAUGUAUUUUUAAAAAAUGAAGAGCUAUUUAUAUUUUUUUAAAAAACAGAAAAUCCAAAAUGAAACUCAAUAGCAGGCACCACUCCUCUGGGGAGUGGUGUUGAGGUGCCUUUUUAAAAGCUGUUGCAAGCUUGCGAGAUUAUUAAAAAAAAUGCCAAUAUCUACCUAAUUAGUGUUGGAAGACAAUUCUGAAGGGUUGAUCUGCCUAUCUGGGAAAUGCAGGGUUGGAAACAUAAGGAAAGGGGGGUGGGGCAGGGUACAGCACUUUUAAGCAGUGACUAACUAUGGGGCAAGUGCUACAACUGUGAAUUUAAAGGCCAGCAUGCCAGGAUGGUAGUACUUUAAAUGAUGAACCAUAUAUCUUGAUUGGGAUGUCAUAACCUCAUUCUAGCCUUGGCUUUUUUCUUUCAAGUCACCUGUUCGUACUACACUGUUAUGUAGUAUGUUAUGCACACUUCACCACCAGUUUCACCUGCUAUCUCAGUCUGAGCAACUUUUUCUUCUUUUUAAUGGCCUAUGCAUUUUGUUAAAACACCCUAUCACAAUUAAAGCCACUAUCUUUGAUCCACUGGGUGGGUUUCUAAGUGACAGCCCAUUUUGCACAAAACUUGAUUUUUCUGCACCACAUCCUGUACUUCAUGCUAAAGCAAAAUUCCAUUUGGCACCCAAAAGUUGUUUCUGAAAUCAUAAGGAACUUUUGCUUGCCAAGGAGAUCCAGGAUCUGGUCUGUGUCACAAUCUGGCUUGUUACUUUAGUAGUCAACUUGCAUACACAGAAGUGCAAUGGCCAGGCCAAUGUGAAUCUGAUCUACCUGCUAGAAAAGCCUUCACCAGGGUGUUGUCUAUUUCACUGCCUUUAUCUUGACCUUGUAAAAUUCCUGACCAUGCUGCCAAUGAUUGCUUAGAGGCAAUUACAAAAACAGGGCACUUAACUUAAAAAUAAAAAUAAAAAUAAUGAAACCUUCUCGGAUCUGCUUCAGAGCACAUGGUCUGUUGGGCUUUCUCCUGUUUUGAAGAGGCAACUGCUUUGUAUCCCCAGAGCUGCUGCUGCUCUGCUUUUUUGUGAAUUGAGUUCUCAGACACUGUGCAAUAUGUUUCAUAAAACUUGGGCACUCUAGAGGAGGAGCAGCUUCUGUGCAGCCAUUUCAAAGCAACUAACAUUUUCUCAUAUGAGGUGUAUGCUCAGGUUCAUGAAUGUCUGACCUAGGAAAUCUCAGCACCAUAAUGGCAUAUCAUUUAAGAAGUGUGAGGGCCUUUUAUAUGGAAUAGUUCAGGGCUGCAUAGCUUCAGCCCACCAGCUGCUUUUGGACUAAAGCUCCCAUAAUCCCCAGCUACAGUGGCCAAUAGAGAUGAUGGGAGUUGCAGUCCAACAUCUGUAGGAGGGCCAAAGUUCUGCACCCUGGAAUAGCUUAUGCUCUUAUUUUAGAGGCACAAUUUGCCCAGAAGUUCUCCUGUGCAAUCUCCACUGAUGGAAACGGGAGCUUUUCAAGAGUUAAUCAGACUCUUGUGCAGCUUUAGUUCCUUUCACUGGGGCUUGCAUAAGUAAGCUUCUUGGUAUAUUGUACUCAAAUUCUCUAACUUGCAAAAUCUGAAACUGUAUCAGCCCAGCUGUGAAUCAUUUUAAUUUCUUCCAGCUCAAUAGGCGAGGCUCUCAUUUUGAGGAUGGGACUCUCCAUUCAGCAAAUACAGUGGUGGUAAAGCACUAAGUAUCCCCUAUAAGCUUAAAAAAAAAGUGUCGCCACUCCGUUAGCAUAAUUGUGCAAUAUUUGGCGGCACAAGGAGGGGAAUACUUGCUGCACUGUAGCUUCUCCCUCCAAGGAAAGUUUGUGUUCAGUCUGCCUGGGAGCCUUGCUCCUUAUCUGGUGCAUUGAAAACAUGAUAUGAGUGGGAACUGUAAUGUGUCCAAGAAAAAAUUUUGUUUUGCUACACUCCUUGCCUCUGCUUGGAAUUUCCCAAAUGCCAGUACUUGUUUGGCUUGCCAGGUUGGCAUAAAUAUUUCAAGAUAUCGCUAUUCCAUCUUGCUCCCUCCUUACCAACAAAGGGUGCUUUUAGGAACCAAAUUAUUAUUCUCUCUCCUCCCCCACCUCCCCAAACAUUCUUGAAGGGUAGAUGGAGAAGCAGAAAAGGUUACCAAAUGUCAUACUGUUGUUAUGGAAUCUAGUAUUAACACUUUUUGUUAGCAUUAAGCCAACCAAAUUUGGACAGAUUCUGUUUGUAACAUGUGUAUGUAAAAGCUGUGAAUUGAUGUAUGCUCUUUGUUGCCUUCUGAUUACAAGCCUGACACAACCUGUUGCAGUGCUGAAGAACCGUUUCAACAGCCUAUGGGUGUGAGUGUGUGUCUCUCCUCCCCACCCUCUUUUAAAAAAUGUUUGCAAAUCUUGAGCUGGACUGUUGAAUGGGACCUACUUUCAUAACUAGUGAAAAUAAUACAAAGUUUGUAAGCUAUUUUGUGUUGGGGCUGGGGGAGGGAUGAUUAUUGUACAAAAGUGUUUUUAUAUGCAAAAUGUACAGAUAUAUUGAGACAUGUACACUUUUGUUACUUUAAUAAAAAUGUAGCAAUUUAAAUAUGUUGCUGGAAAGA